UGUGGCAUAAACGUCAAAAGCUCGGAAACAUGGUUGAGGCCGCGUUUUCUGGAGAUGGAAAAUAUUAUUCUAUAAUAAGUAAUGACGGUAGAUUAAAAAUAUGGGACACAGAAACAAAUGUCCUGAAACAGGAGUAUACUCCUGAAUUCCAUUUAUCAGCUCCACCGACAUGUUUACAAUGGGUAGACAUAAGUUUAAAUUCGGGUCCUCAAAAGAAGUCGUCAAACAACAAACAAGCUUCACAAUGCGUAGCAUUGGGUACCACACAUGGAAAGAUACUCUUGUACUCAGUGGCGCAAGCAAAAGUUGAAACUGUUAUUGAAAAGGGGACAAAGAAAAUCGAGUCGUUGGACUGGCAUAGAAACCAUGGCUUAUUCAGCGUCUCUGUUGAUCAAGUUGUUACCGAAUGGGACAUUAAAACAUCAUCUGCUAAACAUACAUAUAAUUUAUUAUCUGUGGAUGCUAAAAAGGUCUCAAAAAAGCCAUCUGUUAUCAAAAUAGUACCACAUAAUCAGGGUUCAGAAGUGAAUUACAUGGUGGUAGCGUCAGUUAAAAUGAAAUUAUGGAAGUUUGAGAAAAACAAGUGUUCCAUACUAACAACGCUCGGUUCAAUGACCUCGGAUAAGAAUAUAUUAUGUAUUGCGACGUUGGGUAGUUCUACAUGGCUGUUGGAGGGAUCACAAGACGAGAGAAUCCUAGGCUUCUGGGAUAUAACGAUAAAGGGCGAACAACAAAACGGAGAAACAGACACACCCAAGAAGAAAAUAUGCAAAAUGCCGAGUACAAUACCGUUGCCAACUUAUAAUUUCGUGCUCGAAGACGCGCCUAAAUUUGUGGACAUUAAUAUGAGUAGCGAGGGGGAUGGGAAGAAAUUGGCGAUCGUGGCUGCUACGAGGAGCGGUGUUGUACAUUAUUAUGGGCAUAUGUUGAAUGGAACGGCAGUAAAACCAAUCAAACCAUCGGUCACGAUACAAAUAAGUACGGCCGAUGCACAUCCGCUACCACUUGCCUGUUGUCGACUGCCGAAUAACGGUGAUGUGCUGUUGGGUUAUAUGAACGGUCCAGCUAUGAUGUUUGAGAGAGUGACACCAGAUCCAUCAUCAAAAACGCAAGUUUUAAUACGAGGGGAGGCGGAAGCGAAAAAACAAACAAAAAGUAAUGAAGCCAUCAAAGAAAGAUCAGCCAAAAGUUCAGACGUUCAAUAUGUUGAACCUCUGGGAGGUGUUAGUAGAAAACGGCCGGAGGCUGGCGCUUCUGUAGAAGUGACGAUGGAAGCCAGGCUACAGAAUCUAGCGUUGGACUUAAAUAGUAGAAGUAAAGCGCCGGUUAGUCACAAUUUAACGAAGUUGUUGAUACAGGCCUUGCAUUCGGAUGAUAAAGGGUUAAUACUAACGGUACUACAGAAAGAUGAUAUUGCAGUAGCCUCAAGGACAGUCAGUUCGCUGCCCGCUGAAUAUGUGCCCGUAUUAUUAGAGAAAUUAGUCGAUAUGGCCACUAAGAAGACAAGCCAAUGUUCAGCAGUUUGUACAUGGGUAUCUGCGUUACUAAAGUCCCAUUCAGCAUUAUUAUUAGCGUCUAUGAAUGCGAAAGCUGCGGACCAAGUUACACAGCUAUUGGCUAUAUUUACACAUAGACGAUCAAAUCUAUGCCAGUUGUUAAAUCUAAAAGGUAGAUUGGAGCUAACGAUAGCCCAACGCAAAUCUAACUCAAACGAACCAACGGAACAAGAAGCAGUGCUAAACUAUAAAGAUGGUUCCUCCGAUGAAGAGAUGGAAGUGGACCAGCUAUCACAGUCUAGUGGUGAUGAAGCAGAAUGGGAGGACGGUGAUGAUGAUGAGUCAGCCAGUGAUCAGUUAGAUGAAUGAUAAUAAAAUAUUAUAUUUUA
Messenger RNA from Colias croceus (clouded yellow), 1885 nucleotides. RefSeq names its product WD repeat-containing protein 43. The record is from RefSeq and is a predicted model, not a curated record. Gene Ontology annotation, cellular component: nucleolus. Gene Ontology annotation, biological process: maturation of SSU-rRNA from tricistronic rRNA transcript (SSU-rRNA, 5.8S rRNA, LSU-rRNA). The coding region runs from base 30 to 1865 and encodes 611 amino acids. The transcript has 11 exons. NCBI's taxonomy places the organism in Eukaryota, Metazoa, Arthropoda, Insecta, Lepidoptera, Pieridae. Gene Ontology annotation, molecular function: protein binding.